Messenger RNA from Xyrauchen texanus (razorback sucker), 4602 nucleotides. RefSeq names its product GTPase IMAP family member 5-like. Gene Ontology annotation, molecular function: GTP binding. Bases 693 to 2249 code for a protein of 518 amino acids. The record is from RefSeq and is a predicted model, not a curated record. NCBI's taxonomy places the organism in Eukaryota, Metazoa, Chordata, Actinopteri, Cypriniformes, Catostomidae. The transcript has 6 exons.
AAUAAAACAAGUGCUGUUUCUGACGGUACAAAGUGUUCAUGAUAUUUCUGUGAAGAUGGACAACUUGAGUGAAUCAUCCAGACCACCAGAGGAAGAUCAGAAACAUUCAGGAGUCGUCCAUCUCAGAAGAAAGAGCCAACGUGAACCUCCAAACAUGUCCGUGAAAAGAAUCGUGUUACUGGGAUCACACAGAGAUGUCAAAGCCUCCUGUGGGAAUAUAAUCCUGGGACGUAAGGUGUUCUCAGAGAUACCGUCCUCGCUGCAGUUGUUUGAGAGUCAUGAAGGUUUGAUUUUGAAGAGAAAUCUGAUGGUCAUCAACACUCCUGACCUGCUCAAUUCUGCUCUCUCUCAUAAAGAGCAAGAAAUGAGGACAUUUUUCCACUUGGCUUGUCCUGGACCUCAUGCCCUUCUGUUAGUCCUUAAGCCUGGCACACUUACCGAGCAGGAGAGAGAUGCCCUCAAGAUCAUUAACAGUAUAUUUGGUGCAGGAGCAUCGGAGUAUGUGAUUGUCGUCUUCAUACAUAAUGAUCAGACAGAGUAUGUGACAUUAAAGACUCUGAUGCUGAUAGAAAAGACGUGGAGUCUCUGCUACAGACCUGCAAACGAGCCCACCAUGAUCUGAAAAGGAAAGGAGACCAAUCACAGGUGCAGAAACUUCUAGAGAACAUUGAGAAGAUGCUGUAGGACAUUGCAUGAGCUUUCCUGAAGAAUCAAGUCCUGAUGGGGGAAAAGACCCAUUUGACCAAAAAACAAACAAGCUGUUUCAGGGUGCAUGUUCCAGAUUUCGUAGACGGCCGUGUAGCAUGAAUCCACAACACCCUGUUACAUCAAGGUUUUGGACAAAACCAGAAAAACCCAGACUGCUUGUGCGAUCCAAUUUCACAGCAAGCACUAAUAAGGACUUGGGGUGUGUGAGGAUCGUGUUGAUUGGAAAAACUGGAGUGGGAAAGAGCGCAACAGGAAACACCAUCCUGGGACGGGACGUGUUUGAGUCUCGGGCCAGAAUGACCUCUGUGACAAGGAAAUGCCAAAGAGAGAGUGGAGUGGUCUGUGGACGACCCGUGACUGUGGUGGACACACCAGGACUCUUCGACACAAACCUCACCAAUGAAGAAAUCCAGCAGGAGAUCAUGAGAUGCGUUGAGCUCUCCGCUCCUGGACCGCAUGUGUUUCUGCUGGUGAUCUCUGUCGGCCCGUUCACAAAAGAAGAGAGAGAAACCCUUGAACUCAUCAAGAUGACCUUUGGACAGAAAGCCCAGACAUACACUAUAGUGGCAUUCACACGAGGAGACAACCUAGCAGAUGAAAGUAUCAAGGACUAUAUUCAGGAUGGUAAUUCACAUGUCCAAAAACUGAUCCAUGACUGUGGAGGAAGAUAUCACGUGUUUAACAAUAAAGAGAAGAAAACUGCUCAGGUCAUAAGUCUAUUAAAGAAGAUUGAUUUGAUGAUGUGGAAUAAUGAUGCCUCUUUCUAUGAUGACGAAAUGUUCCGGGAGGCAGAGAGAGCUAUCAAACUAGCUCAGCUAAACAAGGAGAAAGAGGAGGACUUCAGACGAGAGAUUGAGACCCUUAAAGCCAAAUAUGAGGGAGAAAUUAAAGAGUAUAAAGCAAAACUAGAGGAGGAAAAAGUAAAACUGAAAAUUAGGGAUCUUCUGCUCAUGGAGACAGAAAAACAUCAAAUAAUGGUGGGCGGAGCCACAGCAGAUACUGAACAAACACAAGCACAAAAUAAAUCCCAGGAAAACCCUUUUUCAGGAAAGCCAGAUCAAGGUAGAAAGAUAAUAGAAACAGUACAAGGAGCAACAGAAAAAGAAGCUCAUCCAGAAAAUAAGAAGCACGUUAAAAAAAGGGGUUUUGGAAAAUGGAGAAAAAGUAAAUCGAAGGGAAAAAAUGAGACGAUUAAAGAAUGCAACGAAGAAGAAACGGUCACAGAUCAACAGAUCAGCAAAGACACUGACACUCUCAACCAAGAAAAACCCCUGAUGAAACCAGGAGACCGGACUGACACAAAGACAGAUGAUGAAAAUAUACAUUUGCCAAGAAACACUGAAGACGAAAGGGACGCAAAGGAAGAAAAUCUUUUGCUACAGCAAAUAGAUGAAUGCAGGCAGAAGCUGGAGGAAGCCAUGAGAAAUUACAGAGAGAUCUCAAAAAUGAAUGUGGCACAACUCAAGAAAAUUCAAGAAAGAAAUGCUAAUAAUAUUGGCCACUGGGAGAAGAAACAUGGGAAGUCCUGUGUGCUUCAAUAAGUCACACCUGCCCAGAUCUCCAUUUACUGAAUGCUAAGCUUAUGAUGUCUUAAUGGAAAAUGUUUGAUAUUAUUGUUCUUUAUUUAUCAAUUUUACAAGCUUUGACUUUAUUUGACAGGAGAGAAGAGGGAGGGAGGUCUGGGACUCAUUUCUCAAAAGCAUCGUAAGCCCAAGCUCAUUCAUCUUAGUUUUGCGACCCGUUUUACAAAGCCAUCGUAACUUAAGAAGAACUUGACAAUGCUCAUAGAUUUACGAGUGCUAUGGAGUAAUCGUACAUGCAGACACCUGCAGGACAAUCACCAAAUUAUAUGCAAUACCAUUUAAAAAUGGGUGACAGUGACUUAAUGAUGGAGGAUGUUGAAGAGUGCUCCAUUUGAGUGUUUCUUGAUUUAACAGCAGCGUUUGAUACAGUUGCUCAUUCAGUUUUAAUUGAUACAGUAAAGAGAUGGGUGGGAAUAUCUGGGGUGGCUUUAGAGUGGUUUGUUUCCUACUUGUUGAAUAGGACAUUUCUAGUGUCUGUUGAAGAUGAGAUGUCCUCCUCUUCCAAAAAAUAAUUGUGGUGUUCCGCAAGGAUCACUGUUAGGGCCAGUUCUGUUUUCACUAUACAUGUUACCUUUUGGUUCAGUGAUUAGAAAAUACAUUUUUAUUGCUAUGCAGAUGACCUACAGUUGAAUCCCAAUGACCUGUCUAGUUAAAAUGUUCUUCAAGAGUGUAUAGCAGAUAUAAAAUAAAUGGAUGCCAUGUCAUUUUCUGCAUGUAAAUUCUGAUAAAACGGAGGUUCUUAUAAUCAGUCACAAAAUUUGGGUGUCCAUUUUAUUAUUGUAUAUUGUUAAUUCAGUCUUAUUUUUUUAUCAGUUAAGGAUCAUUUCCAAGGUGAGAGAGUUUUUGGGAUAUAGAGAAGCUUAUAGAUGCUUUUGAAUCCACACACUUUAGCGCAGCUUCUAUCAGUGCAAAAUGCUGCAGCUAGACUUUUGACACGAAUUAGGUCUUUUAAUCAUAUUACUCUAAUUUUAGAUUCCUUGCAUUGGCUAGCAAUUCAUUUUAGGGUUGAUAAGACUUUAUUUAAUAAUAGAGCCAAUAUUGGAAGGGGGUGGUGGUGGCAUAGUGGGCUAAAGCACAGAACUGGUAUGCAAAGGUUGCCGGUUCGAUCCCUCACCCACCACCAUUGUGUCCUUGAGCAAAGCACUUAACUCCAGGCUGCUCCAGGGGGAUUGUACUUGUGAUAAGUGCACUGUAAGUCUUAAUGACCACAGAGCCACAGCCUCAGAUUAACGUCUUAAGGACCUUGUUACAGUAUAGUGUCCCCGUCACUAUACUGGGGCAUUAGGACACACACAGACCACAGGGUGAGCACCUCCAGCUAGCAUCCCUAAUACCUCUUCCAGCAGCAACCACAGUUUUCCCCAGGAGGUCUCCCAUCCAGGUACUGACCAGGCUCAAACCCUGCUGAGCUUUAGUGGGCAACCAGACCAGAGCUCCAGGAUGAAUGAUCAAGAAUGUUCUUCUUAAAAUGACAGUACUCUGCGCUAAGGGAUGGCUGAAAUACCAAUUGCAGUGUUGCCAGAUCUCACAGGUGAAACAAGCAACCUGGUCUGGAAAAACAAGCCCAAAAUAAGCCAUUGGCUCACCAAAAUAAGGACAAAAUUUCAAAUAAGCUCUUAAUUAAUUUCCGAUGUGGUGGAUUGAUCUGCAUAGAAAUCAUAAGCAUAGUUAAUUAACAUUUAAGUAUAAUUUUAAUUACAGAUCUGCUUCUGAGAUCAAAUCUAUUUUAUUGCAUCAUAUCUGACAAUAACUUUUUACAUCUUAUAAUGUUUAGUUACCUUGUAUCUGAAUUAGCCGUACAUGUAUAUGUGGUAUUUAUAUAUAGUUGUUAAAAAAGGUAUUUAUUCACAAAAUACAACAUCCACAAAGGACAGUUUGAUGUGUGAUGCAGCAGUUUCCUUCAGGAUCCUUCAUGUGAUUAAACCCUUUGGCCUUUAGUUUAAUGAAAUAAUAAUCGGAACGAAAUGGACCCGUUAUAACCAGUUACCAGCAUUUAAAAAUAAAGUUUUCACUCCGGAACAACUGAAAAUCACUUUGUUUCCGGUUUUCGGUAACGUUCUGCUAAAAAUGUUGUUCAUUGUCAGUUUUCGUUUCUUGAACCAUUUUUAGUCCCUGACACCAAAGCUUUUAUUAACCGGACAGUCCUCAAUGGUGAGGGUGAAGUUUUGGAUAGAGUUGACUUUGGUCCCAGUAAAAAUUUCACUUGUAUUACUAGAAAGUUAUUAGUCAUACAGGUUUUGAUGCAUCCCAAUAAUAUGAAUUUGUUAUAUAUGAAAAAGCUACUUCAUCACCCUUCCCAGUUUGCUUUACA